Messenger RNA from Penicillium hordei, 966 nucleotides. RefSeq names its product aromatic alcohol reductase. Gene Ontology annotation, molecular function: oxidoreductase activity. The record is from RefSeq and is a predicted model, not a curated record. The transcript is spliced from 4 exons. The coding region runs from base 1 to 966 and encodes 321 amino acids. Lineage: Eukaryota; Fungi; Ascomycota; Eurotiomycetes; Eurotiales; Aspergillaceae.
AUGGCUGUCAAACAGAAAGUACUCCUCCUUGGAGCUACUGGUGAGACUGGCACUUCUAUAUUGAAGGGUCUGCAGGAAUCUGGUAACUUCAAUAUUGAAGUCUUGGUGCGACCAACUUCUGCAAAUAAACCAUCGGUUCAGAAGAUUCAAGAGCAAGGCAUCAAGACAUGGUGCAUAGAUCUCAAUGAAUCAACCGAUCUCAUAUCUGCAUUGUCUGGUGUUGAUGUUCUUAUCAGCGCCAUUGGACCUCAGGACGUACUGCAGCAAAAAAAGCUAUUCAAAGCUGCAAAACUGGCAGGUAUCAAGCGAGUAGUUCCAUGCGCUUUUAUCACAGUCGCACCCCCAAACGGCGCUAUGUUGGUUCGUGACGAGAAAGAAGAAGUUUACAACGACAUCAAGUUACUUGGCAUUCCUUAUACUAUUAUUGAUGUCGGGUAUUGGUAUCAAAUCUCAUUUCCCAUCGUUCCUUCCGGAAAAGUGGACUAUGCAUCGGUGAUACCGAACAAUACUAUCCAUGGCGAUGGCACAGCCCCAAAUCUUCUUACCGACCUACGUGAUAUUGGCCGAUUUGUCGCGCGAAUAAUAAGCGAUGAUCGAACUUUGAACAAAUAUGUCUACACAUUUGGGGACAUUCUGACCGAGAAAGAAAUUUAUCGUAUUGCCGAGGAGCUCUCCGGAGAGAAACUCGAAUCGACCCCGAUGUCAACUGAACAAAUCGAAGAUAGCGUUGUACAGGCUAAAGCUGCUUUCUCUCAGGAUCCUCAGGAUCCGAUGAAACGUAUGUUCCUUUAUCUCUCCGAAUACAAGCUUAGCAAGUAUGUACGCAAGGACAACAGGCCUGCUUAUGCAGACUAUCUGGGUUAUCUCAAUGCCAGAAGCCUCUAUCCAGAGUUCACACCCUUGUCUUUUCGAGACUUCUUUGCGGAGGUACUCGAUGGGAAGGGGAGAAAGGUGUACUCUAGUUAA